UUACACAGCGAUACUCCAUUUCGACGGAGUCAAGAGACGAAGCGGAAACUGCCUUUUUUUAAAUAUUUGGCUGCAGUGCGGUCUCUAGUUCCUCAGUUGCUUGUGGCUUUCAGACAGCAGAGAGCUCUUCUGCACCCAUCCUCCUCCUCCUCAUCGUCUCAGACACUUUCUAUAAAGCCUGCCACUGGAGAGCUGUUUGGAUCUGCUCCUCUGCCCUCCAAACUGAACCGCAGCAGAGAAGGAAGAGACUCCCAAGAAUUAGUGAUUUAGUCCUCAUCACCUUGAAGCUCCAUGGAGACGUUACUGGCUCACCCGGCCAUCAAAGCUUUCAUGUGUGGCUCGCUCAGCGGGACCUGCUCCACUCUGCUGUUCCAACCUCUGGACCUGGUCAAGACCCGCCUGCAGACGCUGCAGAGCGGCAUGCAGCCCGGCUCAGGCAGAGUGGGGAUGAUGUCCGUGCUCCUCAGUGUGGUGCGGACAGAGACGUUAGUGGGACUUUGGAAAGGUGUUUUCCCGUCUUUUGUUCGGACCAUCCCAGGAGUGGGGAUCUACUUCAGCACCUACCAUUCGCUGAAGCAACACUUCCUCCAGGACCGCAGGCCAGGGGCGGUGCAGGCCGUGAUGCUGGGGGGCGGAGCUCGGACGGUGGCGGGGGUMGUGAUGCUGCCAAUCACGGUCAUCAAGACACGUUUUGAAUGUGGCAGGUACAGCUAUGUGAGUGUGUGUGGGGCUCUGCGCAGUGUGUGUCAGACCGAAGGCCCUGCAGCUCUGUUCUCUGGUCUGAUGGCCACUCUCCUCAGAGAUGUUCCUUUCUCUGGAAUCUACGUCAUGUUUUACAGCCAGACUAAAGCCUCGUUGCCACAAGAGAUCAGCUCCUCUCCUUCGGCCCCGCUGGCUAACUUCAGCUGUGGCAUCUUGGCUGGUGUUCUGGCUUCAGUGAUCACGCAGCCUGCCGACGUCGUCAAAACWCACGUCCAAGUGAAGCCACAGCUGAGGACCACAGAAGCUAUCAGAUCCAUCUAUGUGGUAGCCGUCUCGCUCCUCCUGCACUCUGAUUUAUCACGUCAGAAACACUCUGACCACAUCUUUUUCUUCUUGUUUUCUCCAUUAAGGAACGCGGACUCCAGGGCUUCUUCAGGGGAGCGGUUCCUCGCUCUCUGAGGAGGACCAUGAUGGCAGCCAUGGCGUGGACCGUGUACGAGCAGAUGAUGGAGCGCAUUGGCCUCAAGUCCUGAAGGGUGGCGUUGAUUAAGAAGUUUGCAAAUGAAAGAAGAGAUGAAGUCCAAGCGAGGAGCUCAAUAAGCGCCAGGCAGGAACUGGAAGUGCUGCAACCGCUUUAAUCUGAGGAGCGUCGGAGGCUUUAAGUGUCUGGAAACUUUUAACAGGAGCGGAGAGCUCAGAAAGCACCGAGUUCUUCAUUCACACACCACGAUAGACCUGAACAGUCUGCUGGAUGAGAUGUGGAGGAGUCCGCCUUUGUUCCUGUGUCUUUAUAACACUAACACGCUCGCUUAAUGAAGACAUGUUUCACAUUUAUUAGUGAUUGUACAAAACUGCUUCAACUCCACUGUUCAAAAGUCUCAGUCUGACUUUUCAUGACUCGAGGUUUUACUGCUGGGACUCAUUUCAAGGCAGAACAAUGAAGUGGUUCCAUUUAUUAUCUUUAAAGAUAAUGUGGAGAUACACCUCAGACAGCUGACCUUUAACCUCUGCAGUCGUUUAAAACCUGGACAAACUCUCAGGACAGGAAUCAAAGUUUAGUUAGUAAAACAAUGUCUUAUUUAAACUGAUCUGUAAAUGUUUUAUCAUGUUUGUUUGUUAUUCCUUUUUAAAGUUUGAUUUUCUUAAAAAUGCCCUGUUAAACCUUUUCUAAGAGUUACCCCUGUUCUCAGCAGAAGAAGUGUGGAUCUGAAUUGUUAGAUGAGAAGUUCUCAGGGUUGCUGAGAAUGUAUAAAUAAUUGUAUCUGUGCUGAUUUUUUUUGAAAGUUUUGCUUGUCUCUCCGGAAAAAAAGGAGCGCCUCCUUUUUUCUCCUCUAACAUGUUGUUACUUUCUGGUUUAGUGAAUAAAUAAAUAAAUUAAAUUAAAAUCAAUUCAAAUAAAUAAAACUKGAGUUAUUCCUG
Austrofundulus limnaeus is the source of this 2121-nucleotide messenger RNA. It is a transcript of the gene slc25a38a, whose product is annotated as solute carrier family 25 member 38a. Gene Ontology annotation, molecular function: glycine transmembrane transporter activity. Gene Ontology annotation, biological process: glycine import into mitochondrion. The coding region runs from base 292 to 1161 and encodes 289 amino acids. Lineage: Eukaryota; Metazoa; Chordata; Actinopteri; Cyprinodontiformes; Rivulidae. The transcript is spliced from 7 exons. The record is from RefSeq and is a predicted model, not a curated record. Gene Ontology annotation, cellular component: mitochondrion; mitochondrial inner membrane.